GACCCCCGAGCCGCCAUGGGCAACACCACGAGCGAGCGGGUGCCCGGGGAGCGCCACGGCUCCAAGUCCCACCGUGGCGAUGGCGCCGGCGGGCAGGUGCACGGCAAAGAGCACCCGCACAAGAUCAUGGUGGGCAGCACGGACGAUCCGAGCGUCUUCAGCGUGCCCGACUCCAAGUUCCCUGGGGACAAAGAGUUUGUGUCCUGGCAACAAGAUUUGGAGGACUCUGUCAAACCCAUGCAGCAGGCCCGUCCCACAGUCAUCCGAUGGUCUGAGGGAGGCAAGGAAGUCUUCAUCUCUGGAUCCUUCAACAACUGGAGUGCCAAAAUCCCACUCAUUAAGAGCCACAAUGAUUUUGUUGCCAUUUUGGAUCUCCCCGAGGGUGAGCACCAGUACAAGUUUUUCGUGGAUGGCCAGUGGGUCCAUGAUCCAUCAGAGCCUGUUGUUACCAGCCAACUUGGCACUAUUAACAACCUGAUACACGUCAAAAAGUCUGAUUUUGAGGUGUUUGAUGCUCUGAAGUUAGAUUCCAUGGAGAGUUCAGAGACUUCGUGUCGAGACCUAUCCAGUUCUCCGCCAGGGCUUUAUGGUCAAGAAAUGUAUGUCUUUCGAUCCGAGGAGCGCUUCAAAUCCCCACCCAUCCUUCCUCCUCACCUUCUCCAGGUUAUUCUUAACAAGGACACUAAUAUUUCUUGUGACCCAGCUCUUCUCCCGGAACCAAACCAUGUCAUGCUCAACCACUUGUACGCGUUGUCCAUUAAGGACAGCGUGAUGGUUCUCAGUGCCACUCAUCGCUACAAAAAGAAGUACGUCACCACUCUGCUGUAUAAGCCCAUCUGAAUGGGUCCCCCUUGCUACCCUGGAUGUGGAAGAAAUGUCCUCUUUGUAUUUCUGGACUGAAUCCCAGGCUUAGCUUAGGACUGAGAACUGACGAGCUUUGAGGCCAGUUUAUGUGCUUCUGAGCUUCCUCUGGAUAGGCUGUUCUGUUCCUCCAUUGGACCGCGGGAGAGAGAGAGAGAGAGAGUGUGUGUGUGUGUGUGUGCACAGUUUUGUUUUUUUUUAAGAGGAAAGGGUGGGCUCAUGCAUAUGUAUAUAUAUGUCAUACAUACAUAUCUUAAUGUUAUUGAAAACCUCGGCACUGUCAAAUCUCUUUCUGUAGGAUGCCUGUUGGGUACUUUCCAGAGGCCUAGGAGAACAGAAGUGAGAACACUACUUAAAGCUGCAUGGAAUAAUAAAUGUGCAGGAACCUUGUCCAGCAUAGAACCUGGUGAUAAAAGUGGGUCACACUGCUGGCCAGGCACUCCCAUAGGAUAUCUUGCAUCUUUCUGUGGAAAGCUAUCCUUGAUUAAGUGGAAGACUUGGUUUUUUUCAAGUUCCCCAAAGCUAUGAUUUUUUCCCUCCAUACAACACUUCAUUCUUCCUGAUCCCUUCACUAGCUCCUAUUCCUCACUCUUUUCCCUUUAGGACAAAAUUUAGGGACACAGGUGAGGGUCCCUGUGAAGGGUAGUGGAGUGGAGACCUCAUUUCCUGCCGUAGGGGUAGGAUUGUCCAGAGACACCUUUUCUCUUUAGACCAUAUGCUGGCUUGCUUUAGUUCCUAGUGAAGAAACACAUUUAGAAAGUCCUGAAAAUGGCAGGGUUCAUAAAGCAUGUUAUGCCUCGUGUAGGCUUGCUCUCAGCUCCCUCUGGCAGAUAAGAGAAAGGUCUCAAAAGAAGAUCUUGUUCUUGAGCCUAGCUUCCUGAAUCCUUACAUUUGGACAGCCUUCCCUGGGCCUGCCAUUAUAAUAUAAUGCCAUUGUGUGUUGUAUGUGUAAGUAGUACAUGUAAUGUCAUUAUAUAGUAACUGACAUUUCUAUAGUGCUUUAAAGUUUACAGAGCAUUUUACAUACCUAAUCUCAUUUGACUCUAAUAACCCAAUGAAGUAGAUAUUACAUAUAUUAUUUUCCUCAUUUUACAGAUGAGGAAAACCGAGUCUGAGAGUAAGUUAAGUGACUUGCCCAUGGUUACAAAGCUAAUAAGUGUCAAAGAUGAGCUUUGAACCCAGGUCUUCCUAACCUUUAAGUCCAGCCCUCUGACCACUCUGCCAUGCUGCUGUAGAUGUAAGUUCACUCUAGCUUCCUUGGAUAGAGAAGGGAAUUCCUUCAUCCCCAAGUCUCUUACGCUCAAGCUAAGACACCAGGUGGUACCCUUGGUUCCUUUAGAAUAGUGCACUAAACUUUUUAUAAGAUUUUUUUUUUUUUUUGCUCCUCAUUUUAAAAGUAACUUGACUUUGGCUUAGUAGAAAUUGUGCAGUCAAAUUCACUGUGAUAUUGUUAAGGCUUGAAAUUUUUCCAAUGUGGUCCUUGCCUUUUUACAGAGAAAUGCAGGUCAUCUGUCCACACUCAAGGAGGCUAAAGCUGUUGCUGGCUGAGGGUCUCCCAUGCUGCCUAGGAUGGACCCUGCCACAAUGACAGGGCACCAGCAGGUCACUUUGGCUACCUCCUGGCUUAUCCUGAACUGAGCUCGGAAAAGACCUGUCGUCUUGGGAAUGUAGCCUUAUGGGUUCCCAGCAUCUUGACCAGGCUCAGUCUUAGGGUGAUGGGGAGGGCAGGGAUGCCCUAGUAAUGGGGGAGUAAAUGAAACUCGCUUGGCUAAUUAUUGAGCUUAAUUUGUGCUGCCUUGGACACUUGAGAACUUUUCCACCUGUGCACCAAAAAUCUUGUAUGGACACCCUACUUUGGGCCCAGAUGCCCUUUUCCUGGAGUGGUGUUGUGGUUGUUUUUGUUAAAUCAUAUGACACUUUGAAAUUGUUUGAUAAAAUAUGACAUAAAUGGAGUGUUUCACAGGUCAGAAAAACAAAACUCAGGUUUUUUUUUCCCUGUUACACAGUGAUGUCUUUUGCCAGGUUAUCUGUUGUGACAGCAUUGAACAAAGUUGUAGUUGUCGUAUCUAAUGACCUCUGUAUUCAUGUAUUAAAUGUGUCGUCUGUAUAGCACUGGCGUGAGACAGGGAAGGGGACACUGGAGUUCUCCCUUGGGCCUGAGGCCUGUGGCUCAGUAGCAGCGGGUUGUGGCCCUGGUGUCCUCCAUUCAGACUUCUCUGUUCUGGAUGAUGUGCGGGCUACCACUUUGCCAAGCUUUGGGGAAAUUAAUCUGCCCUCAGCCACAAGUAACAUGGAAGCUAGCCAACUAGUUAGAAUGGAAUUGUUAGGGAGGGGCAUGGUAAUCAUCUUGACCAGUCCUUACUCCCUUCUCCACGUGGGUAGAGCACUUUGCCUGAAUCCAAGAAGUCUCCACAAAAAAUUGUUGUAGCCGCCUGGGAGGAAGUAGUCCAGAGCAUGACCUGCCCUGGUUUUGAAAAGCUUUUACAGGCGUUUGUUUAAAUGAUACCUUUAUCUUCCGUCUUAGAGAUUCUGAUGAAAGGUUUGGAAGUGAGGAGCAAAGGCAGUGAAACAUGCUUUUAAGCUUUCUGUCGGUCAUUUCCACAGAAUGUCUGAGGGCAAACUGGCACAUUAAUAGAAUGGGUUGUCCUUCAAGGAGGAAGAACUGUGAAAGAACCAAAACGUGGUAUAGGAACAGCGGGGGAAAGGGAGAACAGAGUGUUUGGGGCUCCUCUUUAUGUACAGCCUACGGGCACAAGAGAGGCCAGAGGGCAGGUAGAGCUUUGGCCAGUCUUAGAAACCUGGCCAUAGCCCCAGGUUUGCCAAACCAAGCCCGGGACCUUAGGGAUGCCCAGAAGGAGGCAUUCUCUUCCGUUGUGUGCGCAUUGACCUCACUUUUUGAGUUCCCUAUAAAUAUUCAUAUCCUAAGGAUGUGGUCACUCAAUUCAGAUAUCACUUAAAAAAGACUUUUUACUUUAAGUCAUAAUGGAAGCAAUUAAAAAAUUAGAUGAUUCCUCAGAGUUUGGGGAAAUGUGAUGUGGCCUAUAUGGCCAUGUCCAACCAGGGCCACACCAGACACCGCAGGCCUUGCCUUCAUUAACACGGAGCUAGCCAGGAAUUAGCUCUCCGUCCCCACUCUUAAGUAAUGUAGACAUUUCCAGAUGGAAAUUUAGGAAGGCUGCAUGUUUCUCAGGGGGUCCUUUAGUAUAUUCCCUACUCUCAUCAUUUCCCAGAUUUCUCCCGUCUUGGCAGACUGGUGCCUUGGAGACUCUGAGUUAUAACCUCUUUACCAUGAAGUGGUGAGAUUGACAUUGAGAAAGAGUCAGAUUGGGAAAAUGAAAUGAAUGCAUUGGUUUAGGAAGCCUCUUUCAGCCAUGUUUUCCUUGGGGAAACAGAUGCUGGCCACAAGUAUUUGUGAAGUAUUCAGUAUUCCAGCACAUUCUCUAAAUCCCAUCCUCAGAUGCCUGGCUGGCACAAACCAACAAGGAUAUGAGUCUGAGUAGGUCAUUGGUCCUUAGUUUAUUCUUAUUUAUAUCUUGAGAGCCAAAUGCCUGCCACUGCUUAUUCACUGCUGCUGACUAGUUUAUUCACAGUAUCAAAAUAAUAUGUGAUGGGUCAGGGCAUUUGCUUCAAAGCAGACAGUUACACAAUUCAAGGUAGCAAAGUACGGCUCCUCUCUAAGAAAAAAGGCCUUUUGGAGCACGGGGGCCUAAGUUAGCAUUGAAAGAGACCAUCUGGGACUUUGAUUUGGGCCUUUUGGUCCUGAGAAGACCCUUAUAAAUCCUUCAUAAAUUGGAUUGAAUUGAGUCGCUGUCCUACUGUGCCACCUGAGGGGGAGGAGGUAUUAUUUUCUGACAAGGUUCUGUGUCACUUAGAGAAAACCUUUUCUUUAGUCUGAAGGCUGAGUACAAGUUCCAUUUUAAUUUCUCUGACACGAGGUGGUAUCGGUGUCACUGUGCCCAAAAGAGCUCUGGCUAACAUAAAAGUAUUCCUGGAAGUGAAAUUUGAGACGAGUGCUGAAUCCGGUCAAUUUUAUCUCAAAAAGAUUAACUCAUGAAGGGUACCUACAUUAAGUAUUUUUAAGUCCUGGUAAUCUCUCUUCCUUUCUGCAGACACGUCCCCUGACCAGGGGCACCCAAAGCAGGAAUGUCUAUUUGUUCAAUGGUCUUAAAUCUUUUCAUGGGCCCUUGAAAAAGGCUGAUCGAAUUUUCAGAGAACAGGAGGACACCUGCUUGUCCCUGUACCUCCAUGUGUUGGAAUGAUUUGAAUGAAGCAGUUGUUCAUAGCCUACACACUUCGAGAAAAAAGGGGUGAAUCUGUCAUGUGUGGGAGGGAUGAAAUAACUGAGACCCCCCCCUCCAACUGGUGCUUUUUGUCCCUAAUAUCGCCAAGGAAUCAAGUUGACCUUUGACGGUCCUCAAGUGUAGAGCUCUUUGUUUUCCUACUGAUGACCUGUGACUGACCCCUGGAUAAGGUGUAUGAUACCUGUAGUACGCAGAGCCUCUGUGACGUCACAUGUACAGGUUCCUUUUCCCAUGAAUGUAACUCAUAAAAUAAAAAUUAUCAUACAACACAA
Molecule: messenger RNA, 5434 nt
Organism: Vombatus ursinus (common wombat)
Lineage: Eukaryota; Metazoa; Chordata; Mammalia; Diprotodontia; Vombatidae
Gene: PRKAB2
Product: protein kinase AMP-activated non-catalytic subunit beta 2
Exons: 7
Coding region: 16-840 (274 amino acids)
Biological process (GO): signal transduction
Cellular component (GO): nucleus; cytoplasm; nucleotide-activated protein kinase complex
Molecular function (GO): protein kinase binding
Source: RefSeq, a predicted model, not a curated record